CCUCAUAAAAACUAUUCAAUACAAACUUACUGCUUUUAAAAGGUUUAUUUCAAUGUAAACAUUCUGUAUCAUUCUUAGCGUAAUACUUACAGGCGCGGACGCGUCGUAUGUGCGUGUUCGCGCUACGAAAUUAGUUUAUAUUCAACAAAACAACAUUAUUAUUCGUUUUGCGAUGGACAGACUUGACGUGAUUAUUGUUGGUGCAACCGGUUUUACGGGGAAACAUGCAGUGAAAAAUCUAGUAAAAAUCAUAAAGAACUCUUCGGACUUGUCUCACAUAUCCUGGGCUAUAGCGGGACGAUCAAAGGAAAAAUUAGAGAACCUUCUUUUGGAAUUAGAGGAUAUUGGUGAAACAAAAGCAAACGUCAUUGUUAUAAAAUGUGACGUUGAAAAAGACGAUCUCCGCGAUGUCACCAGAAGAGCUAAAGUCCUGAUCAACUGUACGGGUCCCAACACAAUACUGAGUGAUCCCAUCGUCAAGGCUUGCUUGGAGACUAAAACUCACUAUGUGGAUAUAUCCGCUGAACUUUAUCACAUGAUUCACUUGUAUCGGAAUCACCACAAAGUGGCAGUUGAGGCCAAUGUUGUUGUUGUACCAGCAUGUGGUUUUGCCGCUAUUCCUUUAGAGACGGGCCUAUCACUAUUGGAGAAGAAAUUUAAUGGUACAUUGGACACUGUGGAAGGUUACUUUGAUAUAAUUUUACCUAAAAGGGCAAACUUCCCGGGAAAAUGCGUCAUACAUUUUGGGACAUGGGAGUCUCUGGUGCACGAACUACAAAACCUAAGAGAAUAUCAACGUUUGAAAGCGGAAACCUUUCCGCACAAUAUGUAUCCUCCAGAACCGGCUGGACUCAAAAGGUCAUUUUUCCACAGAGAACGGGGAAAAUUUUGGUUUCCUUACCCUGGACCUGACAGAGAUGUAAAUGAGAUGUCCCAAAGAUAUUUAUAUGAGACGAAAAAGAAGAAACCUUACCAUUGCAAACUGUACACAGCCACUCCAAUGUUCUUCCAAAUGUUAAUUAUAGUUCCGGCGAUGUUCCUUUACUAUUAUUUGUCCUACUUUAAGUGCUUCAGAAAGCUGCUAGUCAAAUUCCCGGGAUUUUUCACAUUAGGAUAUGUCUCACAUAAAGGACCAACAGAAGAAAUCGCCAAAGAAACAAAAUUUAAGUUAACGUUGUUAGGGAAAGGCGUCGGUGAAGAUUUAAAAGAAAAAUCUUUAAAAGUUCAAGUUUCCGGAUCUGAUCCUGGUUAUGAAACAACUUCUAUUGCAGUGGUGAUUUCUGCUCUUACGUUGUUAGUUGAAAAUGCGAAAAUACCAAAGGGUGGAGUACUCGGUGUUGGUGCAGCUUUCCGGGAUACGAAUAUAGAAGACCGAUUGAUGCAAAAUAAGGGACUCAAAUAUGAAAUAUUUAACUAGAUUUAUUGAAAAAUCUUCUUUAGCUUAAUUAGUAUAUAAUAUGAGGUUCAUUAUGUAUGUUGUAUUUGGUUUGAUAUAUUAAAUAAAACUGACUUUACCGAUCUGCGUAUUAAUCAAUCAUCAAUCUGAGGGCGAUUUUGUAAAAUAAAAUCUCACUUCCGAUUUCGGUAGCUGCCAUUUUAGACAUUAGUUUGAUAUGCAUUAAGCCAUUACACAGAAAAAUGUGGCUUUGCCUGUAAAAGCAGCCAGUAUUAGAUAUUUGACAUUAAUCAGAAAUCCGAAUAAAAGAGACCGUAAGUAAGAUUUCAUUUUACAGAAUACCUUUUCUUUCUUUACUAGCCAAAAUCUCCUUAAUCCACUCCAAUCAAGCUUUCGUCCUGGCCAUAGCACUGUCAGUGCUUUAGUUAAGGUUACUGAUGUUAUACGACUUGGUAUGGAUAAUAGUCGCCUAACUGUGCUUACUUUAUUGGACUUUAGUAACGCUUGUAACACCUUUGAUGUUCUCCUAUCCGUGUUACGCUCUCUUAACAUAUCUCCAACGGUAUUUGACUGGUUUCGCAGUUAUCGCAUGGGCGUAGGCAGCGUGUUCGCCUUGAUGACCAAUUCUCGUCAUGGUACAACACGUCUGCUGGCGUUCCGCAAAGCCGCGUAUUAUCUCCUCUUCUUUUUGCAACAUCAAUUAAUUCAAUCUACAGAUACGAUUUACAGAUAUAUUGCCAGGCUCCACUUGAAAAACUUGAAGAAGCAGUAUUAAAAACCAAUCUUGAUCUAUGUCGAAUUGCAGAAUGGAGUAAAGCUUUUGGCCUUAAUGUUAACCCUAUUAAAACUCAAGUUAUGGUAGUGGGUAGCUCCAAAUUAUUGUCACUAAUUAACUGGAUUGCUCUUCCUAAAGUAAAAUUCAAAGGAACUGAUAUACCUUAUAGUACAACGGCGAAAAAUCUGGGAGUGAUAUUAGACAGUACAUUGAGCUGGGAGUCACAGCUACAAGCUGUAAGUCGGAAGCUGUAUGCGUCUGCUGGUUCAUUAAGAAGACUACGUAACUUUUUACCUACUGCCACUAAAAUUAUGUUAUCUCAAUCUCUGUUGCGUCCAGUCCUUGAUCAUGCUGACGCCUGCUAUCCUGACCUUACGGAGGACUAGCUAAAUAAACUUGAGCGCCUUUAAAAUUUCUGCAUCAGGUUCAUAUUUGGUUUAUGAAAAUAUGAUCACGUUUCCCAGUAUCGCCCUCAACUCAAGUAGCUUCCAAUUUGUCGUCGCCGGGAUACUCAUAUAUACUAUACCAUACCAUACCCAGACGUUACGCUCAUCAGAGAAUCUGAGCCUUAAAACUCCUGUACACAAUACCUCCUGUUAUAAAUAUUCCUUUUGUGUUGAAGCUGUGCGCCUCUGGAACUCUCUUCCUGUUGAGAUUAGACGUGCACAGACUAUAGGAAAGUUUAAAAGUGAGGUAAAGGAUUUUUUCCUUCUACAAUAAUUGAUUGUGUUGUUCCCAUGCAUUCUUCCUGUUCUUGCUUGCAUCAUAUUAUUAUUAUUAAAUUUAGUUAAAAUAUGUAUUUUAUUUUAUGUACCAAUAUAUGUUUUUGUUUGUUUAAUUGAAUUUUUAUCAGUUUCUAUUUUGAUUUUAAUGUAACAGUGAUUUUAAUCAUGGUUAUAUUUUGUUUUCCUUUUUUUUUCUAAUUUAGUUUUAUAAUCGCACACCCCCGCUUUAAUUAAAUUUCGUCUCUCCAUCCUAUGGUUGUCUGGAUGAAAUAGCUACAUAGCCAUAAGACCGCCAAUUGUCCACUUUUUUAAAUUAUAGUCCUAAUUUGUUACUUUAUGAUGUGGUGUGUUCAAUAAAGAAUUAUCUAUCUAUCUAUCUAUGCAGAGAGAGUUAAGCUCAUGAAAAUAGUUACUAAUAUUCGCAUCUUAGCUUACUCAGAUUUUUUAUUUUUGACUUUACAAAAAUUCGAUAUGGCUAAGUGGGGGCCACUACAGUUAGCAUAACAAAGAUCAUUCGGCUUGUCACAGUCUUUGUAGAAAAGUUUGCGGGAACAUAUAUUACAGCGUUGUUUGCCGUGUAAUCAGAGGCCGUUACAUAUUUUUGCUGAAUGGUUGAAUAUAAAACAGCUAUAGCACCACAGAUAGCAUCGUUGCAGAAGAAGGACGUAUUCGGGUACUAUGAAAGUAAAUUAUAUUAUAUAUGGUGAGGUAGAUUAUUUGCCAGGAAAGUAAUGCUUACAGUUGGUAAGGGGACUCUUUCGCGACAAUUUUUUUUUAGAUCUGCGCAUAAAAAAGUUGAGUCUAGUGUUAAACUGCUUGAAUAUUAUUGCAAUUUUGCUAGCAUUUACAUGGUGAAUGGUCACCAAGUCUUUAAUAUCAUUAAUAAAAAUGUGAUUAAAGUACUGUUGUUACCCAAACGUUCUUUUUUGUCGCUUUCUACGAACAGUUUAUACUCAAAGUUAGUUGAAUUUUCUGGAUAUAGCCUUUUAGUCAAGUUAAAGUUAUAGGGUAUAACGUCUGUACUUUCCUCACCGUCGCCAAUAGCAUUAGGAUCUUCGCCCGAUAAGUGUCUUCUUCUUGGUCGUUUCCCCGAAGAUCCCGAGCCUGGAUUGGCCGGGGGGAUGUCACCCCCAGUCUCGCUGUCUAACAUAUUUUAUUCAAAGUUAAAUAAAUACCAUUUUCAAACUACUGUGAGGUAUAAAGAAAAUAUAACUAGAAAAGAAAUCCACGCGGACCAGGCAGCAGACGGG
Messenger RNA from Chilo suppressalis (striped riceborer), 4146 nucleotides. NCBI's taxonomy places the organism in Eukaryota, Metazoa, Arthropoda, Insecta, Lepidoptera, Crambidae. The record is from the annotation of a GenBank genome assembly.